AGUGCGGGGCUUGAACUCACAAGAUUGUGAGAUCAUGACCUGAGCCGAAGUUGGACGCUUAACCGACUGUGCCACCCAGGUGCCCCUGUUUUGCUAUUUUUUUGAGAGCACAUGCAUGCAAGUCGGGGAGAGGUCAAUAGAGGGGGUGACAGAGGAUCCAAAGCAGGCUCUGCGCUGACAACAGACAGCCCAGUGUGGGGCUCAAACUCACAACCCCGAGAUCAAGAGUCACAUGCUUUACUGACUAAACUAGCCAGGUGCCCCUUUCUUAGAUUCCUUUUAUGGAUUUAACCUUAAGAGUACGUAUGUAUAAUGAAAACUCAUACUAUUCAUAUAAUGUGAAUUUAGUCUCUUAAGCUGGGGCUGGGGUGUUUAUAUCCUGAAACACACAGGUAUUUUCUGAAAUACUGAAUACUACUGACAGUAGCAUCAUGGUAGUGACAUCUGUAUUUGUUAAGAGGUCCUCAAAUAUAAGUUACUAAGAACUGCUGCCCUAGUUAUUUAUUAUUGUAUACAUGUGAAAGAGAAGCAGAGACAGACUGAGAUUUAUGUGCUAAGGUGUGGGUAGAAUGAAAAUAAUAGAAGGCACUAUAAAAGACAGGACAGAAAACAGAGAAUGAAUAUCUUUGAUAAAAAAGUUUUAAAAAAAUAAUGAAUUAGGACUGGCAAUACAUAUAGAGCAAGUGCUCCCUGAACCUUACCCAAGGAAAAAACUCUUUGUGGUAGGAUGUUUUAGUUUUUAGUGUUUUUCUUGAUUAUAACUGGAGUAAGAACACCUGAAGUUUUUUAAACUCUAUUCUCAUAUUAGGUAUGCUGAUUUCUUCCUUUGGCACACGUCACGCUGCUGUUUGAAUUUAUGUACAAGUGACUCAUGUAAACUCAUUUUUAGCAAUUUCAUACUUAAUGAAUUGGUAGAAUAUUGUAGAAUCUGACCCUUAAGUUUCACACUUUUAGCCAGCAGUGUAUCAACUGGUUUAGAUCAUGUUAUCAUUUAAUGAAUAGUAUAUAAGAAACCCAGUCUACUGUAUUAGAUAUUGUUGUGUUUUUACUCACAUAGAAAGAGAUUAGAUGCUUGAACUAGUUGGAGUCUGGUAGUCCUUUGUGGCUGUGCACCUGCUUGCUGUUGCUUUGAAGGUGGGUGAGUCUAUAGCCCCGGGAAGGAAGAAGUCAUAAAAGCUGACUUAUCCAUAACAGGUCUUUAGGUCCAUUGGUGCAGCAAAUUUCAAGGCUAAGAGAGGAAGACUGCUUCUGAUCCCUGUAGGAAGAGGAAGCAGGAAAAGAAAUCUCAACAUGGAAAAGGUCUCCCAGGAAAGCAUAGGAGAAAAGCAGGCUGCAGUGCAGAAUGCAGAAGAAGCCCAUCCUUUGGGAGGUGGUGAAGGCCAGGAGCCUGGAGUAAAUAUUAGAACAGGUUGGGCCUCACCUGCCCAUGAUGUUAGACAGGAUAUGCCCAAUAGGCUUGUCAGUAACCUUGAUAUGAUAGAUGGAGUUGAUGAUGAUAUGGAACGGUUCAUGGAGGAGAUGAGAGAGAUAAGGAGGAAAAUUAGGGAGCUUCAUUUGAGGUGCAGUUUGCACAUUCUUAUAGGACAUCCCCCUCAUCCUGACCAUCGUGAUGAGUUUUAUCUUAUGCCUUGAAUGCUGAGGUUAAUAUUAAUAAUAAAACCUCCUGCUUCCCAAAGUAACGUUUUCUUGAUGUACCCUUUGCUGUGAAUCUGGUGUUCUGUCAUAUUUCUUUCUUUCUUUUUUUUUUUUUUAUGUUUAUUUUUUUUUGAGACAGAGAGAGACAGGACAUGAAUGGAGGAGGGUCAGAGAGAGAGAGGGAGACAC
Molecule: messenger RNA, 1824 nt
Organism: Prionailurus viverrinus (fishing cat)
Lineage: Eukaryota; Metazoa; Chordata; Mammalia; Carnivora; Felidae
Product: protein BEX5-like
Exons: 1
Coding region: 1291-1632 (113 amino acids)
Biological process (GO): signal transduction
Cellular component (GO): cytoplasm
Molecular function (GO): signaling receptor binding
Source: RefSeq, a predicted model, not a curated record